GUUUGCGUUCAGCCCCUCCUGCAGCUGAGCAGCGUGUAUUCCUCCGGGCUGACGGAGACCACUGGCCCUGACCUACCCUGGUGCAGAGCGAGCGGAGCGGGCACUGCGCACCACCUCCGCCUCGCAGCGGCCCGGACAAGGACCGGGGAUGGCGUCGCUUGGCGUGGGGCUGCAUGUCAUCCGCAGGCGUGGAGCAGGCAGGAGCGCCGUGGUGGAGAGGAGGAACCUGCUCACGGUGUGCAGGUUUUCAGUGAAGACUCUGCUGGACCGCUCCUGUUUUGACACGAUAGACGACGCAUCUCCAGAGUUUGUUAAUUUCGUUUCCAUCCUGGAGCACAUCCUCAGUCAUCGACUCAAAGGUAAAAAACGUCAGACAACUUGGUUUGGCUAUGAGAGUCCUCGGAGUUUCUGGGAUUACCUAAAAGCCGCUUGCAGCAAAGUCCCUCAUAAUUGCAUCCGAAGCAUCGAGAGCAUGGAGAAUGUGCGAUCAUCGAGAGCUAAAGGCCGGGCAUGGAUCAGAGUGGUCCUGAUGGAGAAAAGAUUAUCAGAAUACAUCUCAUCUGCACUGAAGGACUUAAAAACCACAAGGAGGUUUUACGAGGAUGGAGCGAUCAUGCUGGGAGAGGAGGCGGGGCUGUUAGCAGACACACUCAUUGGACUCAACACCAUCGACUUCAGCUUCUGUCUGAAAGGAGAGAGUCUGGAUGGCAGCUGCCCCGCUGUGAUCGACUACACGCCUUACUUGAAGUUCACUCAGAAUGCAGACAGCAUCAGCAGCGACGAGGAGGAGAUGAGGACUCUGGGGAGCAGUGGCAGUGAGAGCAGCACCCCCGACAAGAUGGCCACCGCUGCCUCCAUCUUCACAGAGCAGAGCAACUUGGUCAGCAAGUGCAAACGCUUUGAGCAGAAGUACCGAAUGACGUUGGAGCAGAAGGGUUACCUGGAAGAGCUGGUCUGUCUACGAGAAGCCCAGCUGUCACAGGCUGUGUCUCAUAACAAAGCUCUUCAGCAGAGCCUAGAAGACGCACACCUCUCCCACGCACUGGAGAAAGAACAGCUUGAGUACAUCGUACUGGAACUACAGGACCAACUGACGGUGCUGAAGAACAAUGAUUUGCAGUCCAGGCAAGAGUUGACCGCCCAUCUGACCAAUCAGUGGCCAUCUCCUGUUGCCUUGGAUACCAACGCAGUUGCCUUGGACACGCUGCUGUACAGGAAGAGAAGGGGCCAGUGGGAGGAGAAAAGCUUCCAGAGUCUGGAGCAGCUGUCUGCAGACAUGAGUCUCUCCCAGACGUCUCUUGAACCGUCACACACACUGAGUCUGGAGGCCAGGCCGACUGGCACACACUGGCAUCACCAAGGUAAAGAGGAAACUCCAUCUCUAAGAGGUCUGUGUGGCUCCCUGACCUCAGUCGCCAGCUACAAAUCUUUGGCCAGUCUGAAGUCCAGCGAGUGUUUGGCCAGUCCUGCAACAGAGAUCAGCAGUCCAGGCUUCACCCCCUCGUAAUGAACGCAGAGCUAAAUAAACAGAUCUUCACCAGGGCCGGACAAUCCAGGAACUUUUCUAAAUGUAGGGGGUAUUGAUUUGUAGACAUUUAUUUUCAGAAUGUUGAGCCUAGAGCUUUAACAGAUGGAAGUCAGGUUUGCAAGUUGAGAAUCUGGUGUAGCAUGUUCUUUAAAUUGUGUUAAAACUGAAAAGCAGCUCCAUCAGGCUGAAUAAUGUCUGAUUAAUGUACCGUUCAGCUGAAACAACCUCUGACUCUUUAUAGAGGAUCUCCUGCUGUUACUUCAUCAAUGUGUUUAAAUUAUUUUGAUGUGUUGGUUGUUUGUUUGUCUGUGGAGAAUCGUUUUUUUCCAUUUUAGGAAAUUAAUUUAAAUAAUAGUCAGCUGAACUAAAGACUGAAAGGUUUCCCAGGAGAGCUUAGCAUGCUCACAACACUGACUGUAGAUCAGAUCAGAGUUCUGAGGAAACACACAAUACUGAUGGCCUCCGUCAGUCUCUUGUCACCAUGAAUUAUUUCUUGCAGUUGAAAGUGUCUUUUAUUAUUUUCUGUGCCGUUACUGCUGCCACUGCCUUUAUAUAAUUGUUUUUUAAUCUUUAAUGUAUGAUGAAUGUAACUCUACUUUUGUCAUAUGUCAUCAAAUGAUUUACAUAAUGCUGUCACAUUUUGUUUACGGUGUAAAUGUUUUCUCAGUUUCUUAUGUCGUGCAUAAUACAGUGCAACAUGUUUUGUUCUCAGGUGUUAAUCCCCACGAUUAAUAUUCACUAUUUACCUCUAGAUUUACUUCAAUGUUCCACUUUAUCAGACAGACUCCUGUUAUUAUUCCCGUUAAUUACUCAAAUGCAGUAUUUUAAUGGCUAGUUACCACAAACAGAUCCUUCCUAAAACUCUGAAUAAUGAUCUGUUACGACCCAGUAAAGAAUAUCUUGCAACAGAUAUUUUGAGAAUGAGAAACAAGUGGCUUUGCCUAAUAUCAGUAAAACGUUUUAUUAUUGGUUACUAGCCGUGUACCUCAACACUGAAUCAUGACUUUCGUUUGAGUUCAUUCCAGCAGUCAUUUCCACAGAUAUGCAGAUGUUUUAUUGGAUUUGUUUGCUUUUUAUCCCACAUUUUGAAUAAACUACGCUUACCCAAACAGUUU
Anarrhichthys ocellatus (wolf-eel) is the source of this 2643-nucleotide messenger RNA. It is a transcript of the gene rundc3b, whose product is annotated as RUN domain containing 3b. Bases 149 to 1507 code for a protein of 452 amino acids. The transcript is spliced from 11 exons. The record is from RefSeq and is a predicted model, not a curated record. Lineage: Eukaryota; Metazoa; Chordata; Actinopteri; Perciformes; Anarhichadidae.